Salvia splendens (bonfire salvia) is the source of this 975-nucleotide messenger RNA. RefSeq names its product heavy metal-associated isoprenylated plant protein 37. The record is from RefSeq and is a predicted model, not a curated record. The coding region runs from base 84 to 833 and encodes 249 amino acids. Gene Ontology annotation, molecular function: metal ion binding. Lineage: Eukaryota; Viridiplantae; Streptophyta; Magnoliopsida; Lamiales; Lamiaceae. The transcript has 3 exons.
UCUAAUUCUGCUAAGGCAGAUAACAUAGUUUUCCUACAUUUCUUUGUCUCCUUUUUCUUAUUCCAGAUCUUACCUCCCUAGAAAUGACUAAAGCUGAAGACUUUAAACUGCUCAAAAUCCAGACCUGUGUGCUUAGAGUGAACAUACAUUGUGAAGGAUGUGAGCAGCAAGUGAAGAAAAUUCUUCAGAGAAUUGAAGGUGUGUACCAAGUGAAGAUAGAAGCAGAUCAACAAAGGGUGAGUGUUUCAGGCAACGUCGAUUCCGCAACUCUAGUGAAGAAACUGAUGAAGACUGGCAAACACGCCGAGCUCUGCUCUCCCAAAUCCAACCAAAACCCGAAACAGAACACCGCUUCUAUCAAAGAAAACAAGAACAACACUAAACCGCACGUGCCUAAAAACAAUGAACAAAUGCAGCUGAUCAGGAACAAGAUCAAUCAGCUCUCUUGCCUCAAGCAGCACGCGACGAAUUCCAAUAAUGGGAAAGCGAAGAAGAACGUUGUUGGUAAGAAAGGGAAUGAUCAGAUGGCCAACACGAACGACAUGUGUGUAAAUGAUAUUGGCACGAUGAUGAGUCUUGCCGGUUUUCAUGGGAAUGGUGUUAUAGGAAUGGAAGGAAAUGGGGGAUUUGGAGUACUUGAGCAGAAGCCUAUUGGUUUUUACGAGGGUGUGAGCCGGCAUGGGGGUUACCAAUACCAGCAGAUGUUGUAUAACCGGAGCGCGUUUGUGCCUCCUACCACCGGUUAUUACUACAGCUAUGGCGGCGGAGAUUAUGCUGGUGGUGAUGAUCAUGUGUUUAGUGAUGAGAUUGCAGGUGGUUGUAGGGUUAUGUAGUUUGGACUUUCUUGAAUUUCUUCUCUGUUUUGCAUGUGAAAGUUUUUAUAAAUUAUUUGUGUUUCAUUGUCAACAUGGAAGUGUUAGCUAUUAAGCAUAGUCUAUUGCCUCAUUUCUUACAUCUCCUGUUGUAUUGUUUUUG